UCUUUUCGACUGAAGAAAGAAAGACAUGAACAUCUUGGAUGACAUGGGCGUGGGUAAAUCAUCAGGAAAAGUUUAUUCAAAAGUGGACUAAUCCUUUAAGCUUUGUGGUUUCAAAUUUAUUGGACAGAAAUGAGCACCUCUUUAGCAACCUGUUACAAGGAGAUGAGCCGUCUUUGACACUGCAUUUUAAAGGACCUGGUUUAAAAGUGUAAUAGAAGUCACUGCUUGCUUUAAUAGCCAGACAGAGAGAAAUUGAUGAGAGCAUGCGGUGUUUGGACUGCAGCCCACAAGUCAUUAAUCAUGUCACAUCACAGCGGCGCUGGUCAGUGUAUAAUUAAUCUCUCUUAACAAGAACAGACCAGACAUGGAUAGUUACAGCAGGGUGCUUUUAUCUGAGAAUCUAUUAUGGAUUCUCAUUUUCACUAUGUAUUCACUUACGAAAAUGUAAACGUGUAUUAAAUAUAGUCAUGAAUAUGUCUGAAGUUAAAAGUGGUUACUAGGGUGUUGCUAAGCAGUUGAUAAAGUGUUCUGAGGGGUUGCUAGGUGGAUGCUUGGACAUUCUGAAUGGUUGCAAGGGUGUUGCUAUAUAGUGCUAUAUUGCUAAGUGGUUAUUAUAAUGUUAUAAGUUGGUCCUGAUGCAUUGCUAGGAUGUUGUAGCUAUAAAUAGACAGACAGACAGAUCGACGGACGGAAAGAUGGAUUGCAGGGGAUAUUCCUGAGAGUUUCCCCUCCAAGGAAGGCAAUGUCUCCUCAAAAAAAAAAAAAAAAAAAACUGGACGAGAAAAUAAUUGAUAUUACAAAGAUAAAACAACACAAAUAUUUAAAAAAUGUGACAUUAAAAAGUGUAAGAAUCACUUGUUUUUAUAAAGUAACACUGUCCAACAGCGACAACCACUGGUAAAGUUACAGCUGGAGGCUUGCCUCCCCUGAGCCCAGUAACUUUAAACAGACACCCUAAAGUCGGCACUGAGUUUGGUGGAGGGUAAUUGAGAAUGAAUGGGGGAAAGUCACAUAAGAAGAGGCAAUGCCUCCAUUGCGCUAUGUUUGGAUGUGAUUGGAUAUGAUUGGUUUGUGUGAUAAAUCCCGCCUCUUGAUUUCACACGCGUUCUCGAAUCAACCUAAAUUAAGACGAUGGCGUUAAUGGGAAGACUAAUUUAAAAAAGUAAGUAAACAACUCAGAUAUAACAACUUAGAUAUCACUGCUUUUUAUCACAUCAAAAUCCACAACUUAAAAUGGCCUGAAAACAUGAUGACUGUGGGGGUUUUUAGUGUGCAAUCAGCUUUCAUUUCUGCUUUCAUGUCAUAUUUUCAUGUCUGUGUCUGUGACCAGUGACCAAGAUUGAUGACUGCUGAAAAUAAGCUGACUAUUAAAAAGAAAAGCUGAAUAUUAAUCCACAAAUAAAAUAUAUUGUUUAAAUUGUUACUGCCUUUAGUGAUUAUUUUGGAAUAAAUGUAAAAAUGCAUGAACCUGAUGAAAUGUAUUCUUGGUUUUAAUAAAUAGAACAUUACAUAGUGUGUGUAAAAAUACAAAGUAGAAUUGCUUUUGGUCUCUCUUUUUAUGUAAUGUUUAUUUAACCAGGAAAAUUAAGUGUAAUAGGGACGCAAAUUUACAUUUUAUAUAGGAUUGAUGUGAAGACUUUGCAUCCUCAUUUUAAAACACCACCACACACCACUGAUAGAUAGAUAGAUAGAUAGAUAGAUAGAUAGAUAGAUAGAUAGAUAGAUAGAUAGAUAGAUAGAUAGAUAGAUAGAUAGAUAGAUAGAUAGAUAGAUAGCAGUUUUCACAACAGAACAAAAUCGGUGACAUCUGAUGCAAGCCACAAACCAAUUCCUCAAAUCUUCAAGAUAAACUGAUAGUACUCCUCUAUCAUUUCAGUGACCCUCACCUGUCUGUUGAUGAUGAGUUGAUCUGUAAGUGUGCAGGGUGAAUCGGUGAGCCGUUGAGGUAGUGAUCUUUAAAUAAGCAGGCUCAGGAUUGAUGUGAUAUGUAACCGAUCGGUCCUGGCGGGUAUUGAUGCUGGAUGAUGUAAGGCUCUAGUCAGGUAUAUUCAGCUUUGGUUGAUCUACACUCAUCAAAUGUGUCCAACGGUUAGGCGUGUCCAACGUGUCGUGAUGAAUAUAAAAUCUAUCGUAUGACAGGUAACAGCUGUUUUACAAGGGCGAUCAGACAUCUCUCGCUGUUAAAGGUGAGAAGGUGAGCUGCUGAGGAGAGAUUGGUUACAGCAGUGGCUAUAUGGACCUCCAUUAAAGUUUGAUCCUUAAAAAUCUGACUUCAUUUUAUUGUUGUGUGAUAGCCAAUUCUUUUGUUUCUUGUAUUUUUUUUAUUUAUUUUUUUUUGGUCAUUCUGUGUGUUUCUGGGUGUAUAUCCAAACAAAUGUGUGUGUGAGUGUGUCUGCUUGCGUGUGUGUGUGCGUAGUUGUUUGCGUAGUGUCAGCUCUAGUUUCUCGCCAGCAUAAGGUUACCCAAUGCUGACUUUAAUAGAUUAAGCCACUCUGAACCCAAAUGUAGAACAAGCAACAAGCAGAAACAACAGCCGGACAGGAGACCCCUCUCUCACGAGAGGUCCAAGCACUGUGGAUUCUUCCUCAGUUUGUUGGCCUUCACCUCAAAAUCAUAAUGCAGAGGAGCAUUUGAAAUAUUGAACCAGUGAUUUUGUUCUGGUGAAGGUUGAAUUGGGUGGUAGUGUGAUAUCUGGGGCCACAUGACAGUCCAGGCUGGAAGGAUAGAGGUGGCGCUAGUUGACUUUGACAGUAUGGAGAAUACUGACAACGGUUUGGACAACUUCAAUGACCCAGACUAUCCCAAUGAGAUGACCGCUUUGACGGUAGAAAUGCCAGAGUUUGGGCCUGGCAGCACCUACUGCAAUGCUGCAAAAGUGUCGCCGUUUAAAGAGAAGACCCCACAAAAUUGUGAUGUACCCCAAUCACCUAUCCUUCCCCCUCACACAAGGAGAGGACGUGCUAGCUGUGCUAGUCUAAUUUCCAACUGGAAGUUACUUGUGAACAGCGAAGGAACACAAAGCGAGACAAUCUUCAGUAGACUGGCCAAAGAAUGCUACGAGGACUUGUUUGUUGAUAAGCGAGCCCUUGAUGAUGGUGAUCAGAAGGUCAUCAUUAACAUAGCCGGUCUUCGCUUUGAAACCCGCCUAAGGACCCUCAACCAGUUUCCUGACACUCUUCUGGGUGACCCAAUGAAAAGAAUGGGCUUUUUUGACCCGAUGAGAAACGAGUACUUCUUUGACCGCAAUCGUCCAAGCUUCGAUGGGAUCCUGUACUAUUAUCAGUCGGGGGGCAAGAUUCGCCGACCUGCUAAUGUACCUUUAGAUGUCUUCGCAGAUGAGAUAAUUUUCUACGAGUUAGGACAGGAAGCCAUGGACCAGUUCCGCGAGGAGGAAGGCUUUAUCAAAGACGUGGAGAUCCCGUUGCCAUCCAAUGAGUUCCACAAGCAGUUCUGGCUGCUUUUUGAAUAUCCCGAGAGCUCAAAUGCAGCCCGAGGGGUUGCUCUCGUGUCCAUCUUCGUCAUCGUCAUCUCCAUCAUCAUAUUCUGCUUGGAGACUCUCCCAGAAUUCCGUGAGGACCUGGAGAUUUUUCCAACUGCUGGUUUUUCCCUGAACCAAACGCAUCCCUCGGGUUCUCCAAGCGCCUCUCCCAAAACCAUCACCAGUACCUUCUCCGACCCCUUCUUCAUCAUUGAGACCGCUUGCAUUAUCUGGUUCUUCUUCGAGCUCUUGGUGCGUUUCCUGGUCUGCCCCAGCAAGCAAAAAUUUUUCAACAACAUCAUGAACAUGAUUGACAUCGUCUCCAUUAUUCCCUAUUUUGUCACUUUGAUAACUGAGAUCGUGACCACCACCAAUAAGUCCAACACAGGGCAGAACAUGUCCCUGGCCAUCCUGCGAAUCAUUAGACUGGUUCGAGUCUUCAGGAUUUUCAAGCUUUCCAGACACUCCAAAGGGCUGCAGAUCCUGGGACAGACGCUCAAGGCCAGCAUGAGGGAACUUGGGUUGCUCAUCUUCUUUCUCUUCAUCGGUGUCAUUCUCUUCUCCAGCGCCAUCUAUUUCGCUGAGGUAGACGACCCCAACACCCAGUUUGUUAGCAUCCCUGAUGGAUUCUGGUGGGCAGUAGUUACCAUGACCACUGUGGGUUAUGGAGACAUGUGUCCCAUUACACUAGGCGGUAAGAUUGUGGGCACUCUGUGUGCCAUUGCUGGGGUGUUGACCAUCGCCCUGCCAGUGCCUGUAAUAGUCUCAAAUUUCAACUACUUUUACCAUAGAGAGACAGAGCAGGAGGACAAGCCACCCAUAGCUGAGACAACCGAUCAAGGUUUAAAACCAGGGAACAAUGCAAAACAUGGAAGUAGUUCCUCUCUGAACAAGGCAAAUGGGAACUGGCAGACUGACAAAUCUAAGUAUUAAAACCCAUAUCGAAACUUCAUUUUCAUGAGCGUGAAUCUCAUCAAACAUGUCCAGGUUAUAUUUCACCACAAAGUCAAGAGAUUAUUUUUGCAUAAAGAAAGUCUAUAUUUUGACCAACACAUUCUUAUUCCAGAAAUGCACUAGUCGCUGAUCAUGGCCUAUAGAGGGCGCAGCAGAAUAAGAAAUCUUUGAAGUCCACAUUUACGCUCCGAAUCCGACAGUAAAUGACAAACAAAUGCAUACUCUAAUUAAAAUAAGCUGCUAUGUAUGAGCAAUAAGUAUUUUGACAACAGAUUACAAGGAAUAUUAAUAAUUAAGAUCAACAA
This is a messenger RNA of Megalobrama amblycephala (Wuchang bream), 4737 nucleotides long. It is a transcript of the gene kcna10a, whose product is annotated as potassium voltage-gated channel, shaker-related subfamily, member 10a. NCBI's taxonomy places the organism in Eukaryota, Metazoa, Chordata, Actinopteri, Cypriniformes, Xenocyprididae. Gene Ontology annotation, cellular component: membrane; voltage-gated potassium channel complex. The record is from RefSeq and is a predicted model, not a curated record. The transcript has 2 exons. The coding region runs from base 2702 to 4411 and encodes 569 amino acids. Gene Ontology annotation, biological process: potassium ion transmembrane transport; protein homooligomerization. Gene Ontology annotation, molecular function: delayed rectifier potassium channel activity; protein binding.